CCGGGUCGCUCUGGUCACACUGCUUCACAACAUGGCAGCCUGCUUCAGGUUUCAUCCUUCUGUGCUCCGCAGGGCGUUACUGGGCGCUUCCACCCUGUGCAUCAGGACGCGGAGCGCUCCCGUCUCUGACGCCGGGCUCCGGUUCAUCUGUAACGCUGCUCCAGAAGAAAACCUGUCGGCGAUAAGAGAGUCUACGGAGGAAUACAAGUUCGUAGAGCGGCUCAUCCCACCAUCACGGAUCCCCGCUCCGCCUAAACACACCGGUCCUACUCCAUCCGGCUGGACCCCUCCUGCGGAUUCACCGCCGUCUCUGCCCUACAUGAUCCGCCGCUCCCGCAUGCACAACAUCCCGGUUUACACAGACCUGACCAAUGGGAACCGGAAACUAACGCUGGUACGGAAAGUGGAGGGGGACAUAUGGGCUCUAGAGAAGGACGUGAGGCAGUACCUGAAGGAGGUGACGGGGAAAGAGCUGCCCACACAGGUCAACGAGGUCACCAUGACCCUGAAGGUCAAAGGCCACUUCGAUAAGGAGCUGAAGGACUGGUUGGUCAGCAAAGGCUUCUAACGGAAAGAGCUUCCAGGACCAGCUGAAGGGACAUGUGGGACAUGUGGAGGAGGACAGGACUGUCAGUCCUUACAGGAGCAUGGCUGCUGACUUCUCCAGCAUGAAUGAACUCUUUUCGACAGCAGUGAGACGUGCUCACUGAGUGUAAAACGAUGUACAUGUUUUUAAGUAUCAUUAAACAUUGAAG
Archocentrus centrarchus (flier cichlid) is the source of this 755-nucleotide messenger RNA. RefSeq names its product mitochondrial ribosomal protein L49 (gene mrpl49). Gene Ontology annotation, molecular function: structural constituent of ribosome. Gene Ontology annotation, biological process: translation. The record is from RefSeq and is a predicted model, not a curated record. Lineage: Eukaryota; Metazoa; Chordata; Actinopteri; Cichliformes; Cichlidae. Bases 32 to 568 code for a protein of 178 amino acids. The transcript has a single exon. Gene Ontology annotation, cellular component: ribosome; mitochondrial large ribosomal subunit.